Messenger RNA from Acipenser ruthenus (sterlet), 4036 nucleotides. RefSeq names its product mucin-2-like. Lineage: Eukaryota; Metazoa; Chordata; Actinopteri; Acipenseriformes; Acipenseridae. Bases 373 to 1788 code for a protein of 471 amino acids. The transcript has 5 exons. The record is from RefSeq and is a predicted model, not a curated record.
UCGUUAACUCUUUUGUUCAAUUAAAAUAUUGCAAUCCCUGAUUGAAAAGAGGCUGUGUAGCAGUCCUAGGCUAUAUCGCCCACAGCACCAGCGGCGUUUGUCCGAAGUACAUUGGAAACUGCACAUCUGUUUGGUUUCGUUUCUUGAUAUACUUUGUGCACACAGACCCACGUGGCAGUUUUGACUCGCUCGCAGUGAAAGAUUAUCUAAACUCUCCCGUUGGCGCUAUCCAUAUGAAAUGCCACACAGUGAUCACUCUGCUUCUGCACCCUGAUCCCACGGAUAUUAAUAGCUCCUGACUCUGACUACCAGUCUGCAGCUCCAUCUAGAAAAAAAAUAAAAUACAACAUACAAUAUAUACAUAGGAAAAUAAUGGAAAGAAUAUCGCCAUCCGUGUUGAUCUGGCUUUUAAUAGCAGGCGUGUUCUGCUAUGUUGAUGUUUCUGCAAUUCAAGCCUCAAUCUCUCCAGAUGUCACGCCAGCCCUGAUGACCAACCCGUUGGUGGAGAGCACGAUUUCGGAGGGACUGAUCUCUACAAGCCCCCCGCUGCCUCCAGCUGCAGCACACACGACCCUCCCGUCAGAGAGACCAUCAACCACCAUACAGAGCACAGACACACCGGCCAGCCCAGCCAGCGAUAUCGAGAGACAGGCCAGCACCGGGACAUCGCCGAAGAGCAGCACUACACCCCCCAGAGCCAACGAGAACCUCCCCGCGCUGCCUGAGCUCAGAACCAACGAGACCCUCCCCGCGCUGCCUCAUCUAAGAACCAACGAGACCCUCCCUGCGCUGCCUGAGCUCAGAACCAACGAGACCCUCCCCGCGCUGCCUGAGCUCAGGACCAAUGAGACCCUCCCCACGCUGCCUGAGCUCAGAACCAAUGAGACCCUCCCUGCGCUGCCUGAGCUCAGAACCAACGAGACCCUCCCUGCGCUGCCUGAGCUCAGAACCAAUGAGACCCUCCCUGCGCUGCCUGAGCUCAGAACCAACGAGACCCUCCCUGCGCUGCCUGAGCUCAGAACCAACGAGACCCUCCCUGCGCUGCCUGAGCUCAGAACCAACGAGACCCUCCCAGCGCUGCCUGAGCUCAGAACCAACGAGACCCUCCCUGCGCUGCCUGAGCUCAGAACCAACGAGACCCUCCCUGUGCUGCCUGAGCUCAGAACCAACGAGACCCUCCCUGCGCUGCCUGAGCUCAGCCCCAGGGCUAACGGGACAGAGGGGAACACAAGCUUGGAGAGUGCAGCAGAAUCAGCACAAGAGCCGGCCACAACAUUAACACCCUCCCAGGAAUCGGAAGCUUCCACAGGCAGCCCGGAAUAUCCCCCUCAGUCAGCAACCCCCGCUAACGGGACGCUGGGAGCCGAGUCCCCAAAGACUUCAGAGAGCCCAGCAGAGAUCCCAGCUUCCCCCAGUUCAGCAGCCCCCACCCAACCCACUCUGCCUCCCACAGCCCCCCCAGCACGAGAGACCAGCCGCCCUCACACCCCUGGAGCCUCCACCAGCCCUCCCGCACCCCCUGCCAAACUGAACCAGGUCUCGUCGCCCCCAGUCUUCGAUAUUGGAGACGACCAGAGCGUAGUGUCUGCUCAGAGCCCUGCCAGCACAUCCAUGGAGCCCCUAGUGGCUGGUCUCAUCUCCCUCUUCAUCGUCGCGCUCGGCCUGGUCUCCACCCUCCUCUACCUCAGGUUCCAGCAGCGCCGCGUCCGCCCAGAGUUCCGGCGCCUCCAAGACCUGCCCAUGGAUGACAUGAUGGAGGACACACCCCUGUCCCUCUACAGCUACUGACCCGUCCCCACUGCCACCGUGACACGCCGCCCUUUCCAGAAUGCACACGAUUAGUCAUGUAGAAAAAAGAAGUGCGCCGUAUGACGAUGAACAAGCUUAUUUUCUUAUAGCACAGCCCGUAUUUUCAGGCAAGCCUCAGCUGACUGUAUGCACAAGAUAGACACUGCACUGCAGGGAUUUUAAAAGACCUGCCUGUCCUGACCAGGACCCUAGGAGGUGCCCUGGACCUUCUGCCAAAGUGCCCCCCUCACGACACUGUCACCGCUACCCUGCUCUGAAGAACCACCUCGUAUCUGCCCUCGCCUGCAUCGUUCUGUUUUGGUAAAGCGCCACUGAAAAAAGAGCUGCUUAUUAAAGGUUUUUAAAUGAACGAAUGUGAAGGGGAUGGCUGGGGGAGCGACGGGAAUAGGAUGUGCUGCCUUCCCCAGCCCUUGCUGUGUUCUUGCUGUGUUUUGGGGUGUAAGAGUGAAGCAAGCACUGUGGCGGGGACUGGAGAACCCCCUCUCUCCCCCUUUGGAAGAGCUCCCUCCAGGGCAGGGCAGCGUUGAGGCGCAUGGAUUAGUGUUUGCCAGAAGCACCCUUCAACCUGCACCCGAAAGUGUUCCAGACUGACCGUGUGAGAGAUUGCCAACAAACGUGUGCCAUUUUGUUUUUUCAAGGUAAAGCCUGUGCAGGUGUUUUGACAGUUUAGUUCUUUAAAAAGCUGUUGGGCGCUGGAACAGGCCUGGGAAAGGGCUGUGUGCUUUAUUUUGUAUUGGCUGUUGGUUGAUGCACUUUUCUUUCUAAGACGCUUCUCUGUGCCUGCCUUUUUAUUUAUUUUUAUUUAUUUUAUUUUUUUUAACGAUUUUUGGGAGCAAAGUCUCCGUGCUGAAGAUUGUAAGGACUUGGAUCUUUUUUUCUUUCUCUUCCCUGCAAAACUUUGUUUGUUCUUUUCUGUAAGAUUAAUAAGAAAAUGCUGUGCUUUUUUCUCAUGGAUGUUGGUUUCUUGUCUGCUGGGAAAGUCCUUGCAAAUCAACCCUCUCCCCAGGAAAUUAGAUUUUUUUAAAACCCAUUCACUUUGAAGAACUUCUUUUGUAGAGAAGUUUUAGCUGUAGGACUUUCAUUUCUGUGUGCAUUAAAACAGGGAGGAGGUAUAAAAGGAGCAGAAGAUUUUUUGAUAUGUAUAUUUUUAUUUUUUCAUUUUAAUGCAAAAUUGUGGUUUUGCUUGAAUAGAGGAGAGUUUUUGUUUCCUGUAUUAAUAAUAAUAGACUGCAAAAAGGACACGUAGACAAUGAACCCUGUCAGUUGUCAUGGUUAUUGUGUUUGGGUGAUGCAUGUCUAUUACUGGCAAUGCUGACCCCUGCAGGCGAUUCAAGACCAGGUUGUGUGUGGGGGGGGGGGGGAACAGAAGUUAGCAGGCCAAGAAUAAAUUCUGUAUUGAAGGUUUUGAAAGUUGUUAAGAAGCACCCCAACUUUUAUGAAUGAGCUCCCCCAUGUGUACACACACAAUGUCGCCCCUCCCCCACCCACACACACCACCUCUUCAGUUAGCAUCAGAUGCUCAAGUCCAGGGGCUGUUAGUUUGAGCUUUGAGCUCAGGCCCAAGAUAGUCAUCAUCGCUCCUGAGUGCAGAGAGGACAGAGUUCAUCUCUCCCCCUCCAUCGACCGGGGCGUUCAUAGCCUGGGGUGCAGAGACGCACGAUCAGACAGGAUCGGAGAUUAGGAAAGGGGUUUAUAGAAAAAGAAUAGAAGAAAGAAACAGCCUUGUUUGCUGUGCUGAAGGAGAGGGUGUGGAGGCAAGCAAACUCCCAUUCAAGUUGAGCCACUGUUUGAGUUGAUUUGCCGUGAGUUUGGGGCUGGAGGGGGGAUUCUAUUCUCUCGAUGAUGAAGUGUGCUUUACUUUUUAAAAAGUUUCUUUCUUCACUCCUCCUGGGCCUGAGGUCUGCUCCAUUUUAUUUAGAUCAUUGAAACAAUCUCUUUGGUUUUAUUUUCUCAUGAUGAAGUCUUAAAGUUGGCCUCCUUCCCUCCUCGCGUUGUACUUUUGCUUCGCUCUGCUUUUGCAUUUGAGAAACAUUUAUCUUUUGCUGUAAAUUGUGCCUGCUCUUGCUCAGAGAUUCGGGGGGACUGCACUUUAUAGUUUCCUUUUUGUUUGUUUAUGUAAUGUAAAAGUAAUGCACUUUGAAUUGCAGUUUCCUGCCUUGUACUGUAAGCCCAAAGAAACCAUUAAGAAUGGGUUACAGGAUUAAAUAAAAUUAAAACUGGCAAACAA